Molecule: messenger RNA, 1395 nt
Organism: Pestalotiopsis fici W106-1
Lineage: Eukaryota; Fungi; Ascomycota; Sordariomycetes; Amphisphaeriales; Sporocadaceae
Product: Cysteine protease ATG4
Exons: 4
Coding region: 1-1395 (464 amino acids)
Molecular function (GO): protein-phosphatidylethanolamide deconjugating activity
Source: RefSeq, a predicted model, not a curated record
AUGGAUGCCACUUUGGACGUGGGUCGGCGGAUCGUGCAGAUGCUCUGGGACCCCGAACCGACCAACGAUAUCGUCAAAGAUCAGCCCGUAUGGUGUCUAGGGACGUCCUACCGACUAAACAACACCAACACCCACAAGCACCCCGAAAAUACAUCCAGUCCGACAACUGCUUCUGCUGUCGCCGCCGCCGCCGCCCAUGACUCUUCCCCAUCCACGACCAGUAAUAAUAAUAAUGAUAUCACCAGCGACAACAACAACAACCCUUCCCCGGCCCAAGGGCCUGCAAAGUUGCCAGAGACUCCACCAGAUUCCAUCUCCAGCAGUCUCGACUCGUCACUUGCUUAUGAGGAUGCCCCAAGGGACGGGGGCUGGCCACCCGCCUUUCUAGAUGACUUUGAAUCGCGCGUCUGGAUGACCUACAGAUCAGAGUUCGAGCCUAUAGCCAAGUCGCACGACCCAAAGGCGUUGGCGGCUCUGUCCUUCUCCAUGCGUAUCAAAACACAGUUGUCGGACCAGGCUGGCUUCUCCUCCGAUAGUGGAUGGGGAUGUAUGAUACGCUCAGGUCAGAGCUUGCUAGCAAAUGCCAUGCAAACAGAGAAGCUGGGCAGAGGUUGGCGAAGGGGCGCCGAGGGGGAACAGGAAAAGCAUCUCCUCUCUCUUUUUGCUGAUGAUCCGAGAGCACCCUAUUCGAUUCACAAAUUUGUAGAUCAUGGUGCCGCCGCUUGUGGUAAAUAUCCUGGCGAAUGGUUUGGCCCGUCGGCAACUGCCAGGUGCAUACAGGCACUGACGAACGCAAACGAGCCGGAUCUGCGGGUCUACUCCACAGGAGAUGGACCUGAUGUGUACGAGGACAACUUUAUGAAGAUUGCCAUGCCAGACGGCAAGACCUUUCACCCUACAGUUGUUCUCGUCGGUACAAGGUUAGGUAUUGACAAGAUUACGCCGGUGUAUUGGGAAGCGCUUAUUGCGUCCUUGCAGAUGCCGCAGUCUAUUGGUAUCGCCGGCGGCCGGCCAUCGUCCUCACAUUAUUUUGUCGGCGUACAGGGGCUGUAUUUCUUCUAUCUAGACCCGCAUUUUACCCGUCCUGCCUUGCCUUACCACGAGCAUUCUGCCGACUAUACCCCCGACGAAAUUGAUACUUGCCACACGCGCAAGCUCCGGCGCCUUCACAUUAAGGAAAUGGAUCCGAGCAUGCUGAUUGGCUUCCUCAUCCGGAGCGAGGACGACUGGACCGACUGGAGGCGUGGCGUCAAGCAUGUCCAGGGCAAAUCCAUCAUCCACGUCUCAGACCAUGACCCUGUCGCACAUUGCGAGGCCAAUGAGAAUAGUUUCAUGGACCAGGUAGAGGCCAUGAGCGAUGACGAAAAUGAUGCCGACACUGCGCUUGACGGGUAA